This is a messenger RNA of Rhodofomes roseus, 1645 nucleotides long. RefSeq names its product signal peptide peptidase-domain-containing protein. Gene Ontology annotation, cellular component: lumenal side of endoplasmic reticulum membrane; cytoplasmic side of endoplasmic reticulum membrane; membrane. The coding region runs from base 97 to 1308 and encodes 403 amino acids. The transcript has 8 exons. Gene Ontology annotation, molecular function: aspartic endopeptidase activity, intramembrane cleaving. Gene Ontology annotation, biological process: membrane protein proteolysis. The record is from RefSeq and is a predicted model, not a curated record. NCBI's taxonomy places the organism in Eukaryota, Fungi, Basidiomycota, Agaricomycetes, Polyporales, Fomitopsidaceae.
GUGGCUUCGAUCACACCAGCACGGCGGUGGCCAACGGUGGCACACGCGCGUUUGUAGGACGCGGCGACGCGUUGUUUCGUCCCUUCUCACUUAACCAUGUCCACCGGGACAGACUGGGAUCUCAUAUCCUCCUACGCCGGACUCCUGAGUCUGGCAACACUGUCUAUAUAUGCUGGGUCGCAUGGGUCCGUGACGUUGCGCAAAGCGAAAUAUACACCAGAGAAGGGAGAGGCACGUACGGACGAAGACGAGGAGGAGGAGGAAGAGAUACCCGACCGUUUGUCGUCGCAGGACGCGUAUCUAUUUCCUGUUAUCGGGUCGGUGGUGCUGUUUAGCCUGUACCUCGUGGUGAAAUACUUCGGGAAGGAGUGGAUAAACUGGCUUCUACAAUGGUAUUUCACCUUUGCUGGCGUUGGGAGUGUAGGAAAGUCCCUUGUAUCACUGGCCAGGUGGGCACUGGGGAAAGACAAAUGGCGGAGGUUUGACAAGAUACAACUGUUCUGUCGCAAGGGCCAACAUGAGCUUGUCUCGGUUUCAUUGCGCACUCCUUCGUUGUUUCUCAUCCCCCUCGGCGCAGUUCCAUCCAUGAUCUACAACUUCGGCUCGAGUACCACACGCAGGUCUGGUCUACUCACCGACGUUCUGGCUCUCUCGUUUGCGCACAACGCACUCUCCCUGUUGAAGAUAGACUCAUUCAAAACAGGAUGCGUGCUUCUCUCUGGACUGUUCCUCUACGACAUUUGGUGGGUCUUCGGGACCGAAGUGAUGGUCGAGGUGGCAACCACCCUCGACGUUCCCAUCAAGAUCCUCUGGCCUAAGUCUAUGACCGUGUCGACUGCGCGCGGCUUUACCAUGCUCGGUCUUGGUGACAUCGUUGUCCCGGGCAUGUUCAUCGCUCUGGCUUUGCGCUACGACUACCACAGAUCGGACAAGACUCAAGGCAUGUCAUUUAGCAAGCCGUACUUCCAUGCUGGUCUGCUGGCGUACGUCGUUGGUCUUGUGACGACAAUGUCAGUCAUGCAUUUCUUUGGACACGCGCAGCCGGCGCUGCUGUACCUCAGCCCAGCAUGUAUAAUCUCGUUCUUCGUGACCGCGUUCGCCAAGGGUGACUUCACACAGGCCUGGGCAUGGUCUGACGAACCAACACCACCAAAGAGCAAUGAGGGUAAGGCGGGAGCAUCCGCUGGUGGUUCCGCACCGGAACCUACCGCAGUGGGGGCGGAUGGCGGAAGCACCUCUGGUGGCCCAGAGCAGGAGCCGUCGCAGGAGCCGGACGACAGCGCGACGAAGUUGGAGAAAAUAAACUAGAAGAUGUUGUACCCCAAACAAUGACUUAUGGUAUCCGAUAUGUUGCGUCUGGUGCACUAUAGAAUUGCGUCUGCGGAGCUUCGGCGACGGUACGUGCGUGGAGCGGGUCAUUACGCGAUCACGUGACGUGGUUUUACACGCGGGCCGCGACGCGUUUCCCGCUAACCGCCCCUGCUUCCAGCCUUCCGCUACCCACUACCCAUAUCCGCACCGCAUGAUGCUUUCUCCGCUCUAGACUUAGCUUGAUCCAAUCCUGGGUUGAGUCGAACGACGCUCCGUUGGCUUGAUACAGGAUCUCAAUUCAUUUGCCAUCCGCCCAUCGCCCUGUAGGCAGCGU